Xenia sp. Carnegie-2017 is the source of this 995-nucleotide messenger RNA. RefSeq names its product glyoxal reductase-like. The record is from RefSeq and is a predicted model, not a curated record. The coding region runs from base 11 to 874 and encodes 287 amino acids. The transcript has 7 exons. Lineage: Eukaryota; Metazoa; Cnidaria; Anthozoa; Malacalcyonacea; Xeniidae. Gene Ontology annotation, molecular function: oxidoreductase activity.
UGCAGAAGACAUGGCUUUGCAGAAUAUCGACAUAAAUUUCAAAUAUGCAUUGAAUGAUGGAAAUUAUAUUCCUGUAUUUGGUCUAGGUGUUUAUCAAGGAUCCAGUGAUGAUGUUGCUGCGACAACCAACGCAGUGUAUUAUGCUUUGCAGAACGGAUACCCUAUGAUUGAUACAGCGCAAAUGUACAACAAUGAGGAAUUAGUUGGUGAAGGAAUAAAGAAAUCAAAGAAAAAAAGAGAGCACAUCUUUGUUGUGACAAAACUUUGGGAACAAAAUGGUUUUGAUCAUUGUAUGAAGUCCUUUGAUACUAGUCUAAAACGGUUGAAUAUGGAAUAUGUAGAUCUUUAUCUUAUGCAUCGACCAGCAGGUGAUAAAAUUCUAGAAACCUAUGAUGCCUUUGUUGAAUUAAAGAAAAAAGGUCUGGCAAAAUCAAUUGGUGUAUCCAAUUUUAAUAUUGAUAUGCUUGAAGGCUUGCGUAGAGCAGGCAAACCAACGCCAGCAGUUAAUCAAGUAGAAAUUCAUCCAUACAUGAGAAGAGAGAAGCUUGUUGCGUAUUGUCGAGAACAUAACAUUCACGUCACUUCGUAUUCCCCUUUAACUAAAGGCAAGAGGUUGAAGGAACCAGAUAUGAUCGCAAUUGGCAAAAAGUACAACAAGUCUGUCGCACAACUUUUUAUCCGCUGGUGUGUGCAGUCUGGAUUUAGUACAAUUCCCAAAUCUUCGAAUGAGAAGCGCAUUAUAGAGAAUUCACAAGUGUUUGACUGGCGAAUAAGCGAUGAAGACAUGAAAGUUCUGAAUGCCCUUCCAGAAGAGACUUGCAUUGAUAAGUCGACGGUCAUCUACAAUAUUCAUGAUGUGAAGCCUACCUGGUAGUUGAACGUAAUAUGUUUUAAUUAUAGUUUAACCAAACUCGAAAGAAAAAUACUUUCUAAUCAAUCAUAAUGUGUGUAUGUUCGCCAAAUAUCUUGUUAAAUAGAGUUUCUAUAUUUUAAAA